Messenger RNA from Phaeoacremonium minimum UCRPA7, 1020 nucleotides. Its product is annotated as putative nuclear envelope protein. The coding region runs from base 1 to 1020 and encodes 339 amino acids. The transcript is spliced from 2 exons. The record is from RefSeq and is a predicted model, not a curated record. Gene Ontology annotation, molecular function: spindle pole body-nuclear membrane anchor activity. Lineage: Eukaryota; Fungi; Ascomycota; Sordariomycetes; Togniniales; Togniniaceae. Gene Ontology annotation, biological process: spindle pole body localization; nuclear pore organization. Gene Ontology annotation, cellular component: nuclear pore transmembrane ring; spindle pole body.
AUGAAGAAUGGCAAGCCCCUGACCUCUGAAUCGAAAGACCCCAAUGGUAGUCUUCUGAAUGGCUUGAAGAGCAAGAAGCUCUCAAUCAAGUGUUUUGCUAUGUGGGAGCUCGCCAUUAUCUCGCGCGACUUUGAUGUGCGUCGGAAGGCAAUUUACGAGGAUCUUGAGCGGAAGGACGGGCCGAUGUGGUCGCAAGUCUAUGCCAUUUGUCUCAACACAAUCAAAAAUAUUGAGUUCAGAGUCGACAAUUACGGAAAGGCUCCUGCAGAAGCUACCGCAUCUGCAGCACCGUCCACAGAUGUCCAAGCACCAACUCAGCGGGUCACCCAACCUUUGAGGAAUGAGGAUGUUCUAAUACCGGCCUCGAAACGGAAAUCGUUCCGUGGUGAGGUAGAGAAGGUUGUGAGUCAGGUUGUGACUUCCCCUGGGCAGCCCUCUCGCUUGAGUCCAAUUGCGCAAAAGGCUGUGACGGAUGUUAAGGGUACGCUAUCCGCUAUUAGGCAAGAGGUCACCGGAUCGGGUGAAGCAGAAAGCCCAUUCCAGAUACAAAUGCGCAAGCUCAUAGCCUCGCCUGUUGGUUGGGCGUUCCGGCAGGAAUUUGGAAGGAGACUCACUGCAGCGGUUCUGGGCGGCCCUUAUGGAGAGCCUAGCCUUUACAUUAAUGCAGCAACCGCACUGACUCAAUUGUCUGUGCAAAGUUUGACAGAGGACAGGUACGGAAAUGUUCAGAGGGAUGUGUCAAGCAUCAUUCGAACAUUUACGGCUACAAUAAAAAAGCUGGAAGCCUUCAAGGCGAGCUUCCCGGCCCACUGGACGGACGUGGGUGGCUCUAGGGAAGCCCCCGAGGUGGAUCUGAUCUUGGAGGCUCUGAAACUGGGUCUCAACCAGCUCAUUACCGAGUUUGGUCCGUAUAGCAAGGACUUGAGACUGAGCCUGACGGACAUGCGGCUCGCUAGGGAAGCCGUUGGAGUGGCCAGUCACGAGGUGGUCAAGCAGCAAGAGAUGAGCCAGAUCCGAUAG